AUGCCCCAGCUCAACGGCGUCAACGGCGCCAAUGGAGCUUCACAGGAGAUACGAGUCAACCUCCUGGGCAAGGAGAGCAUCAUAAUCAACUUUGGACUCUGGCGAAAUUACGUUGCCCACGACCUCUUGACCAACCUCAAAUCAUCAACAUAUGUUCUCAUCACCGACACAAACAUCUCCAAGCUCUAUGUCGACUCGUUCAAGGCUGCCUUCGAAGCCGAGAGAGGUGAAGCGGCUUCCAGACUCCUGGUCUAUGAAGUUCCGCCAGGCGAGAGCUCAAAGUCACGUGAGACCAAGAACGAUAUCGAGGAUUGGUUACUGCAUCAGAAGCCUCCAUGUGGAAGGGACACUGUUAUCAUCGCUCUCGGUGGAGGUGUGGUCGGUGACUUGACGGGCUUUGUCGCCGCGACCUACAUGCGUGGUGUCCGCUUCGUCCAGGUGCCAACUACCUUGCUUGCCAUGGUCGAUUCAUCAAUAGGCGGCAAGACGGCAAUCGAUACUCCCCUCGGCAAGAAUUUGAUCGGAGCGAUAUGGCAGCCGGAGCGAAUAUAUAUAGACCUGGACUUUUUGGGAAGCUUGCCAAAGAGAGAGCUGAUCAAUGGUAUGGCUGAAGUCAUCAAAACGGCUGCCAUUUCCGAGGAGGAAGAGUUCGCCUUCCUUGAGGCUAACGCCGAGAUCAUUAUGAAUGCUGUCAACGCAGACAUGAGCAGGGGUGCGGCGCGAUUCCAUGGCAUUGAGAACAUUCUCAUCCGAGCCAUUUCAGAAUCUGCCAAGUUCAAGGCUCGAGUAGUGACAGAAGAUGAACGAGAGGGUGGUCUGAGGAAUCUGCUGAACUUUGGUCAUUCCAUCGGUCAUGCGAUUGAGGCCUUCCUCACCCCACAAGUGCUGCAUGGCGAAUGUGUGGCCAUUGGAAUGGUCCUAGAAGCCAUCUUGGCGCGCUACUUGGGUGUGCUCAGCGGUGUCGCGGUUGGACGUUUACAGAAAUGCUUGGCCGCCUACAGUCUCCCUACCCAGCUUGAAGACGACCGGAUCAGACAGCUAUCCAAAGGCAAGCACUGCCCGCUCGAAGGACUGAUUACAAAGAUGAGCGUGGACAAGAAGAAUGUGGGUGCCAUGAAGAAGGUGGUCCUGCUAUCUGCUAUUGGGCAAACAUACGAGCAGAAGGCCAGUACUGUCUCUGACGCAGAUCUAAGAGUUGCCCUGGCCCCAAGCAUCCAAGUCACUCCGGGUAUCCCUGCUGGACUCAAUGUCACCUGCACUCCACCAGGCUCCAAAAGCGUCUCGAACCGUGCUCUGGUUCUCGCUGCUCUUGGUUCAGGAACUUGUCGAAUGACGAACCUCCUCACUUCUGCCGACACUGAGGUCAUGCUAGAUGCUCUUUCAAGGUUGGGAGCUGCCACUUUCGAAUGGGAAGACGAUGGUGAAACUCUGGUCGUUCACGGCAAAGGUGGUAACAUGUCAGCUUCCGAAAUGGAUCUCUAUCUGGGAAAUGCGGGAACCGCGGCUCGCUUUCUCACCACAGCUGUGACCUUGGCCAAACCUAGCUCGGUUAAGUCCACAGUUGUGACCGGCAAUGCGAGGAUGAAGCAGCGACCGAUCGGCGAUUUGGUUGAUGCACUCCGCGUCAACGGUGCGCAAAUCGACUAUCUCGAGAGCAGUGGCUCUCUUCCGCUACGGAUUGGCGCCUCCGGUGGUUUUCAGGGUGGUGAAGUCAGACUUGCCGCAAAAGUCUCCUCGCAGUACGUUUCGUCUCUACUCAUGUGCGCGCCAUAUGCGAAGACACCAGUGACGCUGAAGUUGGUUGGUGGGAAGCCCAUCUCGCAGCCUUAUAUCGACAUGACUACUGCCAUGAUGGCACAAUUCGGUAUCAAGGUUGAAAAGUCCAAGACGGAGGACCACACAUAUCACAUUCCACAAGGCGCGUAUCGCAAUCCUCCAGAAUAUGUCGUGGAGAGCGAUGCGAGCUCCGCAACAUAUCCAUUGGCCAUCGCAGCCAUCACAGGGACGACAUGCACUAUUCCCAAUAUUGGCUCGGCCUCACUGCAGGGUGAUUCAGCUUUCGCUGUGGACGUGCUGAAGCCCAUGGGCUGUACCGUCAAGCAGACAGAAACCUCAACAACCGUCACUGGCCCAGCUCAAGGUAAACUUAAGCCUCUACCGAACGUCGACAUGGAGCCCAUGACGGAUGCCUUCCUCACUGCCUCAGUCCUGGCCGCUGUGGCCCAAGAUGGAAAGUCAUGUACGACCCGUAUAUAUGGCAUUGCAAACCAAAGAGUGAAGGAAUGCAAUCGCAUACAGGCUAUGGAAGACGAGUUGAGGAAGUUCGGCGUCAAGUGCCGGCAAUUCGAUGACGGUAUUGAAGUGGAUGGUAUCGACAGAUCGAAGCUGAAAGAGGCCGAGGGCGGCGUCUACUGCUAUGAUGAUCAUCGCGUGGCCAUGAGCUUCAGCGUUCUCGCUCUGGUGGCCAAUGAUCCUACUCUGAUCCUCGAGAAGGCUUGCACGGGGAAGACUUGGCCUGGCUGGUGGGACACAAUGCACCAGCUGUUCAAAGUGAAACUCGAAGGUCAAGAGCCAGUGGGUGGCCAUGCUGACACCCGAAAACAUGUCAAUCGCAGCUCGGGAUCAAUGUUCAUCAUCGGUAUGCGCGGAGCGGGUAAGACGACCACAGGUAGAUGGGCCGCGAAGUCACUGGCUAGCGAGCACAAAAAGCUCAUCGACCUUGAUACGGAAAUGGAAGAACGCGAAGGUCGGCCCAUACCGGAUAUCGUUCGCCAGAGCGGAUGGGAAUACUUCCGCAAGGUUGAGUUCGACAUCUUGAAGUCGGUGAUGAAGGAGCUUCCACGGGAUCAUGUCUUCGCUUGCGGUGGAGGCAUCGUUGAAAAUGCUGAAGCACGAAAACUGCUCGUCGACUGGCACAAGAAGACAGGCCAUGUGCUACUAGUAGAACGCGACAUCAACCAAGUUAUGGACUUCCUGCGAAUCGACAAAACGCGGCCAGCGUAUGUUGAGGAUAUGAUGGGAGUAUGGUUGCGGCGAAAACCUUGGUUCGAGGAGUGUAGCAACAUCCUCUACUACAGCCAGCGUGUUCCGGGCGAGAACCUGUCUCAAGCAGCUGAGGACUUCGACCGCUUUCUCCAAAUGGUUACCGGAAGAUACGACGCUCUUUCUGAGCUGAAACGGAAGCAACAGUCAUUCUUUGUCGCUCUCACCUACCCAGAUAUUCGACCACACCUGCAUACACUGCCGGAAGUUGCGUUUGGUUCAGAUGCUGUCGAGCUGCGUGUUGAUUUAUUGAAGGAUCCGCAAGCAGAUGACGAGAUUCCAUCUGUCGAGUAUGUGACAUCGCAACUGUCACUGCUCCGCGCCAGUGUUCCUGUUCCUGUGGUCUUCACCAUCAGAACCAGGUCACAGGGUGGAAGUUUUCCUGAUGACGCCCACAAGGAAGCACUGGCGCUCUACAAGCUGGCUAUCAGGAUGGGUAGCGAGUUUGUCGACCUCGAAGUUGCUUUUCCUGAUACACUGUUGAAUGAGGUCCUCGAGCUGAGGAACAACUCCUUCUCUAAGAUCAUUGCCUCUCACCACGAUCCACAGAGCACGCUCUCUUGGUCCAAGAACGGUUCAUGGAUUCCAACCUAUAAUAAGUGCCUUCAGUACGGAGACAUUGUCAAGUUGGUCGGCAUUGCGCAGACCGUUGAAGACAACUUUGCCCUUCGUAACUUCAAGUUAUGGGCUGCCCGAUCACAUCCCGAUGUCCCUGUCAUUGCCAUCAACAUGGGUCGGACAGGACAACUUUCGCGCAUCCUUAACAACUUCAUGACUCCUGUCACACACCCUGCCCUCCCCUUCAAAGCUGCUCCGGGCCAGCUCUCCGCGAAAGAAAUCCGCACCGCCCUAGCCCUCAUGGGCGAGGUCGCACCCAAGCAGUUCUACCUCUUCGGCACCCCCAUCAGCGCAAGCAAAUCGCCCGCCUUGCACAACACACUCUUCGGUGCCACAGGUCUCCCACAUAAUUAUGCCGCCAAAGAGACCGAUGGCCUCGCCGUGAUCAGGCCCCUGAUCCGCGCAUCCGACUUUGGUGGUGCCAGCGUCACCAUCCCUCUCAAACUCGACAUCACCUCCCUUCUCGACUCCGUCGACGAAACCGCACAGAUCAUCGGCGCCGUCAACACCAUCGUCCCCGUCUCCGAUUCCAAUAACCCCGACUCCGCACCCAAGCUCGUCGGUCGCAACACCGACUACACAGGCAUGAUGGACUGCCUCCGCUCCGCCGGCGCCUCCGGCCUCCUCGGCGAAGGCGUGCAAGCCGGUCUCGUCGUCGGCGGCGGCGGCACCGCUCGCGCCGCCAUCCAAACCCUGCACAGCAUGAGCUACAGCCCCAUCUACCUCCUUGGCCGCUCCGUAGCCAAAGUGACCGACAUGGCCGCCAGCUUCCCGUCCAACUACAACAUCGUUGUAGUGGACGCCGCUAGCCCUUCAGCAUUGAGCGCCUUCAGUCCCAUGCCCAAGGUCGCCAUCGCCACUAUCCCCGCCAACGUUCCCAUCGACGGCCCCCUUGCAGCAACACUCAACAAGCUCUUCCUCGCCAGCAAGGCCGACGGGGGUCGCGUGCCGGGUGAGAGGAAUGUGCUGUUGGAGAUGGCGUAUAAGCCCGCGUACACGGAAGUUAUGCGCAUGGCGGAGGAAGUGGGGAGGUGGAGGACGAUUCAGGGGUUGGAGACGUUGGUCACGCAAGGGAUGUGGCAGUUUGAACACUGGACUGGCGUGCGGGUGAGAGGCGUGGCGGGAGGGUUGUGUCGUGUAAGUUCCUUUCUGCCCCUUUUUCUAUCGCUGAGUGGUGAGGAAAAUGCUAAUUGA
Molecule: messenger RNA, 4854 nt
Organism: Cyphellophora europaea CBS 101466
Lineage: Eukaryota; Fungi; Ascomycota; Eurotiomycetes; Chaetothyriales; Cyphellophoraceae
Product: 3-phosphoshikimate 1-carboxyvinyltransferase
Exons: 1
Coding region: 1-4854 (1617 amino acids)
Biological process (GO): chorismate biosynthetic process; aromatic amino acid biosynthetic process
Cellular component (GO): cytoplasm
Molecular function (GO): shikimate kinase activity; 3-dehydroquinate synthase activity; 3-phosphoshikimate 1-carboxyvinyltransferase activity
Source: RefSeq, a predicted model, not a curated record